Messenger RNA from Aspergillus ochraceoroseus IBT 24754, 1014 nucleotides. Its product is annotated as Bax Inhibitor family protein. The transcript has 2 exons. Lineage: Eukaryota; Fungi; Ascomycota; Eurotiomycetes; Eurotiales; Aspergillaceae. Gene Ontology annotation, cellular component: mitochondrial inner membrane. Bases 1 to 1014 code for a protein of 337 amino acids. The record is from RefSeq and is a predicted model, not a curated record.
AUGGCGUUCUUCUUACGACGCCCAUUUGCCGUACCGACGGCUUUGCGUCAAGUCCCCAAAACUGCGAAUACUGCUCGGUUCAUCCACAGCUCUCCUUUCAAGCCCGUUCAGCCGAAGCCUCUGAGCCCCGCCUCUUCUUCCAUCUUCGCAAAGUCCAAACAGAGCUUUCAGAAUGCCUUCCGUCGCACAUAUAUGCAACAGACCUAUGGCCAGUCGCAGAGCGGUGAUUUGACCCAGAAACUCAUCUAUGGUGCGGCUAUUGUCGGUGGAACUAUUCUCGCAACAAACUUCAUUUUCAACCGGGAAACAAGAGAAGAUGGUGGAAUGCCUCAAUAUGAGCGCAGCUAUCUGAACGAAACAUUCAUGCACACUGGACUUGGAAUCGGAAUUAUCGGCAUUGCCGCUCGAGCUCUGCACAUGAACGGAUGGUCCUACCGUCUGAUGGCUGCCAACCCUUGGCUUGUUGCUGGUCUGGGCUUGGUCGCGAGCAUCGGAACAAUGUACGGAACUCUCUAUACCUCGCCUGAUAACUACGUUGUGAAGUAUGGUCUCUGGACUGGUUUCAACAUCACUCAGGCUGCCCUUUUGUCUCCCCUGAUGUUCAUGCACCCAGCCUUGCUCGCUCGUGCCGGUCUUUACACUAUUGGAUUGAUGGGUUCGAUUGCUUUCGUCGGUGCCACCGCUAAGCAGGAGAAAUACCUAUACCUAGGCGCUCCUCUGCUCGCUGGUGUGACCAUUGUCGCUCUCUCCGGCUUUGCGCCACUCGUUCUCCCCUCCACCGCCACCCGCGCCCUGAUGUGGUCUGAGAAGAUAUGGCUUUACGGCGGUCUUGCUGUCUUCGGUGGCUUCACCCUGUAUGAUGUCCAGAAGAUUCUGUACCACGCCCGCAUGGCCCAGAGAGGUCUGGUCCGCAAAGACGUUGUCAACGAAAGCAUCAGCCUCGAGUUGGAUUUCAUCAACAUCUUCAUCCGUAUGGUCCAGAUUCUGGGUAUGCGAAGCCAGAACCGGAAGUAA